AGACUAGUGGGGAAGCAUGUGCCUCAUCAUUGAAAUUAAAACUGGUGAAAUUGAGGUCAUUCAUUAUGGAAAAGAAGCCUAAGCGAUAUAGCUCUAAUGAUGAUAAACGCGCUGAUGUCCGGAUAUGAGGAAAUCCCCCCCCCCCUCCCACAACACCAAGACAAGGACUUGAUUGGUGGUGAGUCUUGAAUCCGUGCAACACUCAAGUCUCAACUUCUUUGAUGUCUCAGUUCGAAUGAUCCUAAAGGGAAUUGAAAAGCAUGAAACAUGUAUAUACGUUAAUAUAUCAGUGGAUUUGGAGGUGAACACAACUCCACCAAAUAUAGUUUUAAUUUAUGGAGAUUUUACUUCCAAACGAUUUCAAAACCAUUUUGACAGUACAAGCGUUAGCCGCUUACCUUGAUUUUGGACGAUUUUGGACGACUGCUGUUUUGAUGAUACUGGCUUGGCUUAGAUUUCUUUUAAAAGGUCCCUAAAUUGGAGAAAAAAUGUUUGGAUGUCUAUCUGAAAUUAAUAUCCAUGUUCAUAAAUCAGUCCCCCUGGAGCUUUCCUUUGACGUGCUUCUUUGUCAUCCCUUUGUCUCUGUCCUUGGUGCUGAAAUGACCCAACCAAUUUUCACGCUGUAGUAAACAGUAGUAUUUUUUAGACCGCCCACUGUUCAUCACUCAAGGGAUAAACUUUAUCCCGCCUCCACUUAAACAGCCAACCCGUAUCAACUAGAUGUAGUUGAUAAUGUUCCCUUAAUUCCUUAGUUGAUGGAUUUACAUUACCAAGAAAUGUUGUCUCCUUAAAUGUACUAAGGACGCAUGGCGUGAAGAUCCUCUGGCCAAUUAGAACCUUUACAGGAGAUAGUUAAUCGACACAAUCGCAUGUAGUGGGCCUAUUUGGUUCAUCCAUGUUGUUUAGGAAAUAUUGAAGAGCUUUUCAUAUUCAAUAUAAGUCUACUAUCAUCUUUGAAACAUGUAGUUGUUCAUCUCCACUAGAUUAUUUUAGGGGAAAUAUACUUCUCCACUCCACUGGGCAUAAUUCAGGGCACAGCCCUGCCCUUUGACCUUCAAUGCUUUCCCACCAUAGACUGGAUUAACAGCUAGUUUCACUAGCAGUGCUAAUUGUAAGAAGAUUUUGAAACUCAUCCUAAUAAGCCAAAUCCUAACUGGAAAUAAGCAUAUAGUUCAUGGCCUCAAUGUGUCAAUGUAGGCUGUCCCUAUCAAAUAAAUACAUUACUAUUAGGCUACGUGUUAAAACAAAUAAUAUAUACCAAAAUAGGAGCUACAUUGGUUCAUGUUCAGUGACUGACUUCUAUUUCCUUAGGUAGAGAGCAGGCUUGGGCAUGUAUGGGAUUUAUUUGUUUCAUAAUUCCCCAUUUCAAAGCAGCAGUAGACAUGCAAAGAAGCAGAAUCGGAAGACAUUAGAGGUUUAUUCCCUUUAUGAGACAAGCCUUUAUCUGCCCACCCCAUGUCCAUCAUUUCCUGAUGGAUUUAAACUGCUAGAGCCACUGGAAUACCUCCAGAGAUUAUCUCCUGAACUUUGAGAACGUUUUGAAGAUAUCCCUCUAGUGGUGUGGGGGCUGUGCUUUGGCAAAGUGGGUGGGGUUAUAUCCUUCCUGUUUGGCCCUGUCCGGGGUGUCCUCGGAUGGGGCCACAGUGUCUCCUGACCCCUCCUGUCUCAGCCUUCAGUAUUUAUGCUGCAGUAGUUUGUGUCGGGGGGCUAGGGUCAGUUUGUUAUAUCUGGAGAACUUCUCCUGUCCUAUUCGGUGUCCUGUGUGAAUCUAAGUGUGCGUUCUCUAAUUCUCUCCUUCUCUCUUUCUUUCUCUCUCUCGGAGGACCUGAGCCCUAGGACCAUGCCCCAGGACUACCUGACAUGAUGACUCCUUGCUGUCCCCAGUGCACCUGGCUGUGCUGCUGCUCCAGUUUCAACUGUUCUGCCUUAUUAUUAUUCGACCAUGCUGGUCAUUUAUGAACAUUUGAACAUCUUGGCCAUGUUCUGUUAUAAUCUCCACCCGGCACAGCCAGAAGAGGACUGGCCACCCCACAUAGCCUGGUUCCUCUCUAGGUUUCUUCCUAGGUUUUGGCCUUUCUAGGGAGUUUUUCCUAGCCACCGUGCUUCUACACCUGCAUUGCUUGCUGUUUGGGGUUUUAGGCUGGGUUUCUGUACAGCACUUUGAGAUAUCAGCUGAUGUACGAAGGGCUAUAUAAAUAAAUUUGAUUUGAUUUGUUCUGUUGGUUCAAUAUAUCUACAUAUUGCAACAGAACACGGACAUCUUCUCAUAUUGUGUUGCUUCCUGUACAGUGGGGCAAAAAAGUAUUUAGUCAUCCACCAAUUGUGCAAGUUCUCCCACUUAAAAAUAUGAGAGGCCUGUAUGAGAGGCCUUUUCAUCAUAGGUACACUUAAACUAUGACAGACAAAAUGUGGGAAAAAAAUCCAGAAAAUCACAUUGUAGAAUUUUUUAUGACUUUAUUAGCAAAUUAUGGUAAUUUGCAAAUUACAGGCACCCCUUUCUGCGUGCCUGUAGACUAUCUGUGCAAAGGUGUUAGGGGUGGAAUUCCAGUUUGCAAAUCACUUCUUUCACAUAGAAGCCUCUAAAUAAAUGAAAGAGAAUGCACAUCAGACACACCUAGAAGGCUAUGGUAUUUUGGGAUAUUCAGGAUGUCAAGCCGAGAUUCAAUCAGAUCGCCCCCUUUCGACUAUGCACCUUUUAAAGAAAAUGUUUCUUCGUUCGCGGAGACUACAUUCAUGGUAAACGCUGCAUAUAUCGGCUCAACUGGAAAUUACCUUUAAAUGUCAAUAACACGGAUCUUCCAUGGUCCGGAUUGAAUCUGCUUUACUCAGAAUGGAACUGAAAGGACACUGCAUGGGUUAAAUUACCGUUGAGCCCCUGCCAGGACAAAUCACUGUGUACAUGACCCAUCCAAAUACCAUUUUCCCAGUGUUUGCUAUGGAAUUAUUGCAGUACAACACCGUUCUCAGACACUGCGGCAAGGUCGCCAAAACAGAUUAAGCUACUGCACAUGUGCAGCAUGAUGGUUAUAUUAAUCCUAUAGCUCCAUCUGUCUGUCACACCAUCUUCUCUGCAUAUUCCUGUUCACCCUUCUGAUGCUAGGUGUUUGUCUAUCCUAGGAACUGCCUUACAUGAAAUUCAGCCCCUAGUUUGACUUUGUUUUUAACUUCUUCCUGUCUCAUCCUCUCUUUUUCUGUUUUUUUUCUUCCAGUUUGCUGAUCACUUCUGUUUAAAUCCCACUGGCAUUACCUCAGGCCUAAUCCCAGAUAUCAAAAACUUUUCACAAUGGCUGAGCUCAGAUGGAUGUACUUUAAAAUUUGUUUGAUCACACAAAGUUCAUCCUGAAAAUACACCAUCUCUGGUGCUCUAUCUAAAUGUUUUUCUCCCACUGUCUUGACCGGACUCCAGCCUCACAGUUUUAACAAAUCAUUUGAAUGUGUCAUAUGUUUGAUGAUAAAAUGUGUUUCUUUGAUAAUUAUUUUAAAUAAUAUGCAUUCAAUCAUUCAAAAUGCGUGUCGGUGCAUGAUACAGUAUUGUUCGGAGUCGACGUUGAAAAAUUGACCAGUUCACAGCACGUGUCCCCCAGAACCCGUUUUUGGCGCGCAAUUUUCGAGGUGGCCAGACAGUUCUGACGAAAACUUUUAUGACACAGUGCAACUGAAUAAUAUUAUUUUGGGGGGGUAAGUAGCCAGCAACAGUAUUUUGUUGUUUCCAAUGAAGUUUCGCUAAAUAUUCCUAAUAUUUUGGUUACCACAUGAGUUACCCUUGACAAAACUCGAGACUGGAUAACUUAUUUGGUUUUGUCAUGAUCAGAUCAGACUGAGGGGUUAGCUUUAUGCCUAGCUAGGCUAGCUGGCCAGCAUAGCCCAAUGUAACUAUUAACGUUAAAGUAGUUGAUUCAGAGAAGGUUAGAAAGUGGUUUUGGUUGAGUUCUUACAGAAUUAGCUAACUUCCAUACCGGUUGCAUUUAUUUUUCCUAUGCAACAUUUUGCUCAUAGAAAAUGUCCCAGCUCUUCUUUGGAAAGCCAGCCCCUACCUUUCAGUCUACACCAAAACCGGGUCAUCAUCCCUCAUCACCCAAGGACCCUGAACAAGGACAUGGGCCAGACCAGGACAUCCCUGAUGAGACAUUUUCAUUUGUGACACUGGAUGAAAGCCAUGGACAGCAAAGUGAGGACUCCGGCAUCGACAUUUCAAACAUCUCCAAUAGACGUAACGUACACAACAGUACUUCCAGUGAGCUCCCAGGUGAGGAGACUACGACUGUUCUCAGUUCAACGAUAGAGGAGAUAGGGAAGAAGGCCCAGGAUCUGAUAGAGAGAAUAAACCAGAGCCGAGCCAUGGACCAGGAAAUCAUGACCACCUUUGAGAACAAGUUAAUGAAUAAGGUGAGUGAGGUGUGCCAGCAGGUGAAGGAGCAGAUGUUCAGCAGCUAUGAGGAGCAUGGCCGUGGGAUGGAGGCCAAUUUGCAAGAGCUGUCUGAGGUGCUGGAGAGGAGCAGUCAGCUCAGUAUGGAGCUGCAGGGAGCCAGUCAGACCUUAUCAGCCAUCAACAACAGCCUGCAACAGACAGCUGAGAACUGACAUCUACCCAGCCAUUAAUUUAUUUCAACUGCCUUACAGCAUCCCGACUUCUGGGAGGUCUAGAAUAAUUAAAGCAAAGCCUUAUUUGACUGUGGUAUAUGUCUAAAAGGAUAUAAAACAGUGGUUGUAAACUGAGGUGUUGGAAGAAGCUUAUGUUUAUUAAAUUAUUUAUUACAUAA
Molecule: messenger RNA, 4760 nt
Organism: Oncorhynchus nerka (sockeye salmon)
Lineage: Eukaryota; Metazoa; Chordata; Actinopteri; Salmoniformes; Salmonidae
Product: synaptonemal complex central element protein 2-like
Exons: 4
Coding region: 4000-4581 (193 amino acids)
Biological process (GO): synaptonemal complex assembly
Cellular component (GO): central element
Source: RefSeq, a predicted model, not a curated record